Messenger RNA from Oryza sativa Japonica Group (Japanese rice), 1761 nucleotides. Its product is annotated as protein tesmin/TSO1-like CXC 4. The record is from RefSeq and is a predicted model, not a curated record. Gene Ontology annotation, biological process: regulation of DNA-templated transcription. Lineage: Eukaryota; Viridiplantae; Streptophyta; Magnoliopsida; Poales; Poaceae. Gene Ontology annotation, cellular component: nucleus.
GGUGCGCACAUGUGGGGAGGGAAGCGACUGAUUUUCCCACCUCCUCCGGUCGACCGAUGUUGGGCAUUCUCCUAAAGAUGAGGGAUGAGAAGUGAACUUGGGCCCUAGCCCAUAGAGCCAUUCGGCUCUAACAUAAAUAGAUGGGCCAAGCCUCCAUUUCCUCCUCUUCUUCUUCCCCCGCGACCGCCACCGUUGCAGCCUUCUCCCCUCUCCGCCCUCCUUCCGCCGCAAGCCACACGAAUCAAGGCUAAUCUCUGCUCGAAGCAUGUCAAACGAUCAGCAUCGGUCAUGCCGUUGCGUCAAGUCGAACUGUGUCAAGCUCUAUUGCCCGUGUUUCAGCGCGUACGGCUAUUGUUCACAGAACUGCCGUUGCACUAACUGUAAGAACAGAGAGUACUAUGAGGACUUUGUGGAGGAGCGUGUGGACAUGAUCAAGAUGAAAAAUCCGAGAGCAUUUGAUCCCAAGAUUGUUAGGGUUCAAGAUGCAAGUGAGAUUGAACCCCAGAGCUCUAAUGCAGUGCCGGAAAAUGAGCAUGGAUGUAUGCUAAUGGGUGCAGAUGCCAGAAGUCCAAGUGCCUCGUACAUUCGUGUGAAUGCCUCAAGCACGAGGUGAGGUGCACUUCAAAAUGCCAGUGUAUAGAUUGCGGUAACGGCCCCAGAACAAAGUAUGAUUCAAACAUCGGAAAAGAUCAGAGUGAUGUUAGUGGCCUAACCUAUGAAGAGCCCACGAUGGACACCAUGCAAUCUGAGCACACUCUGAAUCCAAACAAACGCCCAAAAUAUUUUGCAAGUUUUUGGCUCCUUCACACUUCGUUAACAUAAUUUACCAGUGUAGAAUGUAAAUGUAAUUUCAAAGUGUUGGAAAUUUUCAAAGGAAACACUGAUGAUCUGCUCUUUUAUGCAGUGAUAUCUCUCGCAGAUCGUGAUGCUUUACCAUCCUCAAGACAAUAGCCACUUUCUUCCAAAAAUGCAACUGUAAAUACAAACAGGUUUGAGUAUCCCUUGUAACGAAAUCUUAAAGCACGGUGAUCGGUGAGGCCUUGAACUCCAUGAUACUUCAAAUCUUGUCGUCCAUUUGGUAGUCUCAGUGGGUUCAGUUGACCUUGCGCUUGAUCAAGAACUACGAAGACAGUUCCCACCUAUAGCUAAUAUCAUCCAUACUGUUACCAAAGGGCCGGGGUGUAUACAUUUCAUCCCAAUAUGGAAUUAGUUGUUUUGGCAUGCAAAUGUUCCUGCUUCUUAAUCUCUCAUGUUCUUGGGGAUAUUUUGAUCAUGCCUGAAUCUGUGAAUCCUUCAGUGAUGAGAGCACAAGUAUUAUGAGGUAUGAUGAUGAUUGCAAGUAUAAGUAGCCUCGAUUGUAUUAUUGACGCAGAGCAUCGACUGAUCUCUCAUAUUCCUGUAGGAUUCAACCUCAUCCACUGCAAGAACACACAUAAUUUAGAACAGAAACGGCACAUGAAUCAGUAGGAGUAAUAGUUAGUGACUACUAGUAAGUAUACUGUUCCUGAAGGGAUGGUUACAUGGAUUAAUAGCUUAAUCUGAUACCUCUUCCAUGACAUUGUAAGAUAUGCAGGGAGGCAGCUCUUCUUGCAGCCAAUGUGUGAGCUCUCCAUCUUGCUCCUCAGGAUCCUAGAACAAACAUUAGUCAAGGAAAAAGUAGUCUCAACAAGUGUUUUGGCAGAAUAAUAAUCCUGCAUUGGAUAUCGAAGUGUUUACAAAAUUUUGAACGAAUUUACACUAGAGAAGAGUUAAGGAGGCUUA